Molecule: messenger RNA, 1840 nt
Organism: Misgurnus anguillicaudatus (oriental weatherfish)
Lineage: Eukaryota; Metazoa; Chordata; Actinopteri; Cypriniformes; Cobitidae
Product: mediator of RNA polymerase II transcription subunit 26
Biological process (GO): regulation of transcription by RNA polymerase II; positive regulation of gene expression
Cellular component (GO): nucleus; mediator complex; core mediator complex
Molecular function (GO): transcription coregulator activity
Source: RefSeq, a predicted model, not a curated record
ACUUAGUGAGUAUGAAAUCGGUAUUGAACUUGUCGGACCUUUUUUGGAAACAUGAUUUGCCUACUGUACAUGCAUGGACACGGACAGCUGAGUUCAACGGGGGAUAUAAACUGGUUUCAUACAGGUUACGUGGGUGCUGUUAAAGAGCGUUCAUGCUAUCACAUGCAUGUGUAUGAUUUAUAACAGUAUUCCUAUGUCUUUAUAAAAACCUAUUUUGAAUUUUUCUUAUACAGUAGAAAAUAUUUUUUUCUUUGUUGGUGAUUAAUUUAAGUCAGUGGAUGUUUGUAAAGACUUCACUGCAUGACGAUGAGAAGAUCUUUAUCAAGAGCUCAACAGCUCAGAGAGCAGCUCCUUCAGGCCAUUGAUUCUCAAUAUAAUAUUCACAAUAUGGCUGUGGUUUUGGAUGUGAUAUACUGCCUAGAAAAAUACCCCAUGACUAAAGAGGCUCUUAUGGAAACCAGGCUUGGAAAGUUGAUCAACGAUGUGAGGAAAAGGAGCACAGAUGAAGAUCUUGUCAAACGUUUAAAAAGCCUCGUACGAAGUUGGCAGAAGCUAGCUGCAGAAAAUGAAGCCACAGAAAAAGAUACAGACACAAGCAUUUCAAUCCGGGCCAAGUUAGUUUCCAGAUCAACUCAAACUUUUGUUCACAGUAAUAUCAACCAAAGGGCUGACAAGUCUGAUUGUUCAGCUCCAGAUAAAACCAUGAAUUAUCCCACCCGUGUCAGACGAAGUAAAAUACCUGUCCGUGCAGUCAACCCAUACUCCUCCUCUCACAUAUCUACAAAACAUUGUAGUGCAUCCACGAGUCUGAGGACAUCUCUGUCCAACCAGCCUUUACAAACCCACAUUGUCAGAUGCCUGCACAUGCACGAGUCCCAAAAACACAGGGUCUUUUCAAGUCAAUGUUCCACUAGAAACCUGUUUGUGAUCGAAGAACCAACACUGUCUACCAGCACUGUUUCAAAAUCUGCAAUCCAGAACAACAACAUACUCAAACCCGCUUUAAAGAAAUGUAACCUGUUCUCUAUCAGUGAGGUUUUUAAUGGAGUUAAAGAUCCAACUGUGAGAACAUUUGAGGAAACGCAGAGAAAUCAACACAGCAACUUGACCAUUAAACACAAUCAACCUCAUACAGAGGACAACACCAAACCUCCAAACAAUGCAAGCAUUAUAACACAUGAUCAUCAUACUCAACAAAGUGAAGAUAAUGAAGUUAACGGCUCUGAGAAGCUGAACAAAAGCCUUUGUUUUGUCCAGGAGACAGAGUCAAGUGAGAUGUCACAAGAUAAGAUAAUUAACUCUGAUGUCAACAUCCAGAAUAGCUUAUUAAGCACAAAAUGUCACAUUUCUGGGGUGAAUUUGUUUGUAGCUGAGAAGGAUGAUGACAAAAAGUGCAGGAGAACAAAUGUGUUUAUACCAGAUAUUAUUGUGACAGAUCUUCCAGGGGUCAGCAGAGACCUCACUGAGACAGAUCUACAGAGAAUACGCCAUCAAAGAUGGCAUGGUGUGAAUGGAUGUUAUGAUAGCAGAAAUAACUGGUAUGACUGGACACAGUCUAUGGAACUGGAUUCAUAUGGAGAUGGGAAAUCACUUAAGAUCUCGCCUUAUGUUUGCAUAGAUUACAGACUUAUUUAAAUGUAGUUUUAAAUUUUAAAUUAAUUGCAAACUUAAGGUAUAGUUUUUUUCCUAUUUGUGUGCCUUAAGUGAAUUUGUAUAUAAUAAAAGACAUGACUUUUAUCUUGACUUUCAACAAUAAACCAGGUGCAUAAUAUACCGUUGGUUUCUGAAGCACAUUAUGUGAAAAUACAACCAACAGAGCAUAUCAAAUGAAUUCCUGAAA